CCCCGGUGGAGAACGGCGACUCUGAAAUUACCACAGAGGAGACAUGGGACCUGAAAGGGGUGGAGCCCAAUGAGGAAGAACCAGGAGGAGGGCCUGGUGGCGACGGGGGACCAAUAGUUGUUGAGGAGAUUCUGGAGGAGGAAGUCCUAGAGGAGGAAGAAGACGUGCCAAUCAUACCUAAGGUGGUCGCCCUCCCACCAGACGCGCCCAAGAAGGAACAUGUGAACGUGGUGUUCAUCGGUCAUGUUGAUGCUGGCAAGUCUACCAUCGGAGGACAAAUCAUGUAUUUAACAGGCAUGGUAGAGAAGAGAACUCUGGAGAAGUAUGAAAGAGAAGCCAAGGAGAAGAACAGGGAAACCUGGUACCUCUCCUGGGCUCUGGACACUAACCAGGAGGAGCGAGACAAGGGGAAGACUGUGGAGGUGGGCAGAGCGUACUUUGAAACUGAGAAAAAGCACUUUACCAUCCUGGAUGCUCCAGGCCACAAAAGCUUUGUGCCCAAUAUGAUCGGAGGAGCGUCGCAGGCUGACCUGGCUGUGCUGGUGAUCUCAGCCAGGAAGGGAGAGUUUGAGACAGGCUUUGAGAAGGGUGGACAGACACGGGAGCACGCCAUGUUGGCCAAAACGGCGGGGGUGAAGCAUCUGAUCAUCCUUGUCAACAAAAUGGACGACCCCACAGUGAACUGGAGCCUAGAGAGGUACGAAGAAUGCAAGGAAAAACUAGUGCCAUUUUUGAAGAAGGUUGGCUUCAACCCCAAGAAAGACAUUCACUUCAUGCCCUGCUCUGGCCUCACAGGAGCCAACCUCAAGGAGCCUGUUGAGUCGUGCACUUGGUAUACGUGAGUAUCACCAGCUUUUACACUGCUGUCCCUGGACUGUGUUCACUAGGUACGAAACGGAAGAAAACAGUCAAAUGGAGAGGUACUAUCUCUUCUUGUCC
Messenger RNA from Oncorhynchus tshawytscha (Chinook salmon), 939 nucleotides. RefSeq names its product eukaryotic peptide chain release factor GTP-binding subunit ERF3A-like. The record is from RefSeq and is a predicted model, not a curated record. Lineage: Eukaryota; Metazoa; Chordata; Actinopteri; Salmoniformes; Salmonidae. Gene Ontology annotation, biological process: translation. Gene Ontology annotation, molecular function: GTPase activity; translation release factor activity; GTP binding. Gene Ontology annotation, cellular component: translation release factor complex.